Messenger RNA from Centruroides sculpturatus (bark scorpion), 1215 nucleotides. Its product is annotated as mitochondrial carrier homolog 2-like. The record is from RefSeq and is a predicted model, not a curated record. NCBI's taxonomy places the organism in Eukaryota, Metazoa, Arthropoda, Arachnida, Scorpiones, Buthidae. The coding region runs from base 63 to 1073 and encodes 336 amino acids. The transcript has 12 exons.
GGUGCCAGCGGCCUCUGGCGGUUCGAAUCCGGCGAACCGGCUGUUUCGAGGGAAAAGCAAAGAUGUCGGAAGGAAGGAGGAAUAAUUUUCGCAAAACCGAGUUUCACGAAUUGGUGGGAAGGAUAACCAUAACGGUGGUGGGUUAUCCAUUAGAACUGGUUAAACUACUGAUACAGAUUGGACAUGAACCAAUUCCACCAAAACCUACAAGAACAUUCCUUGGCAAACCUGCCCUUGCGUUACCAGGGGCUUUUCAAUACAUGAAACAUAUAAAAAAAACUGAUGGAUUUUUUGGACUCUACAGAGGCCUUUCAGCUAAAUUAUGUUCUAAUUUCAUCGCAGGAGCAGUUUAUACCACUGUGAUAGAGCAAUUACCAGUAACUAAACAAGAUAGGCAUUCAAAUAGUUCUGAAAAUGAUAGCAAUGAACAAAAUGUUUCUGCAUUCUUAUUAGAGACAGCUGAAGACACCGUUGCACGAUGCAUUUCAAUUGUUGCAAGUCAUCCUUUCCACGCAUUGACGUUAAAAAGCAGUAAUUAUAGGAGAACAGACUUGUAUGUUGCUGUAUACAAUUUUACAUUAUUUAUUUUAUUAAUAAAUAUGAAUUUACAUUUCAGAACUAUUCAUGGAUCUUUCAUUGAAAUAUAUAAAGAAGAAGGAAUAAAAGGAUUUUUUGUUGGUCUAAUUCCAAGAAUAAUAGGUGAAAUAUUUACUAUUUGGAUAGCGCACACGGUUUCCUUUAUUUUAAGUUCGUACAUUACAGAAAGCAAGCAAAGUAUAAACAGUUACAUAAAAGCUUCCGUUUCGUUCAUCGCGAGUUCUUUGAUGUAUCCAUUUAAUGUCGUUGGUAACGUUUUAGCCGUUAAUAAUUGCGGAUUAGCUGCCGGAGUACCUCCAAACAUGCCUAUAUAUGCAAAUUGGACCGACUGCUGGUCUCAUCUCAGCGCAAUUGGCCAGCUGAAGAGAGGUUCCAGCAUCCUAUGGAGAUACUAUCAGGGACCCUACAUGCUGGAUCGAAACGGAAACCCGGCCUUCCUCCGUGGCUCUGGUCCUGUGCGCCCGGCCGCCGACUGAAAAUAGGAACCGCGGCCGUCCAGCCGCCGCCGGAAGUCGCCGUAGCUGGGGGCGGUCGCCCCGGUAAAAUUCCUCUAGUGUGUACGUAGGUCGAGGACCAUGUAACGUUUCUUUGACGAAACAAUAAACGAUCAGACGCCGA